Molecule: messenger RNA, 3859 nt
Organism: Petromyzon marinus (sea lamprey)
Lineage: Eukaryota; Metazoa; Chordata; Hyperoartia; Petromyzontiformes; Petromyzontidae
Product: A disintegrin and metalloproteinase with thrombospondin motifs 4-like
Biological process (GO): extracellular matrix organization; proteolysis
Cellular component (GO): extracellular matrix
Molecular function (GO): metalloendopeptidase activity
Source: RefSeq, a predicted model, not a curated record
UCCCUUCCUCCCUCCCUCGCUGCUACCACCACCACCACGUCGUGCCAAGAGGCUCGGCUCAUAUAAGGCGAGCUGCGCGGCGCACAGGCAAGCGGAGAGCGAGCUGCUGUGGAGAGAGAGAGAGGGGAGAGAGAGAGGCGCAGACGAGUUAACUUACUCGCUCAAACUCCACUCCCUCGUAGAGUGCAGAGAGGUAAAGGAUUGAGAACGGACAGGAACGGGAACAGUUGCACUUGCGGAUAGGGAUAAUUGCACACAACGUUCGUGCCAUUCGAUGGCUUUUUAAUGCAACGUGACUUUACGCAGUUGUAACUUACACCAGCUGAUAGAAUAGUCUGUGCGUAUUUUGAUUUGGCGAAGGUUGGUCCGCGCCAGUUGUGAGUUGUGCGCGUGUGAUAUUGUCUGUGAGCAGAUGUGGCGUUUGAAGAGGUGUAUUUAUGAGUGAAGGGGUGUAUCUAGCCUGCUCUCUGCAGUAACACACGGGGUGACCGCUUUCAGAGUUAACUUUUGAGAACUUUUUUUUGUUUCCACCAGCGGGUCGCGUAACCUUAAAGCACGGAAGACAGCACACGCGGCAAGAUAGAUUGAUCAAGCAAAGCCAAUCGGCAGGCAAAGACAAGAGAUUUUGUUUUAAUAUUUAACUUAUUCCUUUAAUUUAUUUUGACACGGCACAAAUUCGUGCUUCAGCAGUCUCAGCGCCUUUGCUCGUUUUUGUUUUUGCAACUUCACACGCGCAGCGACAACGAAGCGUCGUUCCUGACGCUGAAGAUCCACGCAUCAACGUUUGCCUUUGAAUCGUAAAGAUGCUCGCGCCCGGCGUCUGCGUGUUGCUUCUGGUCUCUGCCACGAGCGCUGCUGCCUUUCGUAGCGACGUGACGCUGCCCCGACGCGCAAGCCCAGACGGGCAGCACUUGGGUCCCGGACAGCGCCACUUCGAGCCGGUCACGGGCUCGAUGCCGACCACGUCCCUGCCCGCCCCUCCGCUCCUCUACUCGCUCUCUGCCUUCGGCCGCCGCUUCCAAAUCUCGCUGCUGCGGCCCGAAGCCUCGUUCUUGGGGCCCGCGCUCAGCGUCCAUCACCGCGGCGGCGGUGCUCGCUGCUUCUACUCGGGCAUCGUGCGGGAUGUAAGCGGCCGCGGCGAGGAGGAGGAGGAGGAGAAGAUGGAUCGUCGUGGUCUCGGUGUGGAUCUGGAUCGAGAUGGGAGUGGAGAGGCCGUUCUCAGCGUGUGCGGGGGACUGAGCGGCUCUUUCCAACACGGCGGGCGCGUGUACUCGAUCAGGCCCUUGGCAGGGAACCGCCGCGGGAACGGCGACAACGAGGAGGGGCAGGAGGAUGAGGGUACGGGAUUGGGGCCACACUUGAUCACGCGCAGCGAGGUGGCGGGUGGUAGUGAUCAGGAACACAACCGCCAGCACAGCCACCACGACGACGCUGCUGCUGAUGAUGAUGAUGAUAAUGCUGCUGAUGAUGAUGAUAAUGCUGAUGAUGAUGAUGAUAAUGCUGCUGAUGAUGAUGAUAAUGCUGCUGCUGAAGCCGUUGCUGAUGUUGACGACCCAUCUGAAGCUGAAGCUGAUGAUGGUGAUAACAAAAAUAAUAACAAUGCUGACGAUGAUGUCGCCGCCAAGGAAGACGACCACCUGAUCGGCGAUGGAGACAACACCAUUGCCGGAGAACUCAGUAAGGGUAACCAUGACGACGUUGAUGAAGACGACAAUGAUGACGACGACUACGACGAUGAAUCAGAAGACGGUGACAUUGCGGGAGAGCGCUCCCCUUCGUCAUUCUCCGCUGCUCCGCAGCUGGCUCCGGUGCGUACCCGUCGCUUCGUGUCGACGCUGCGCUACCUAUCGGUGCUGCUCGUGGCGGACGAGGGCAUGGCGCUGGCUCACGGCGCCAGCCACGUGGAGCAGUACCUCCUCGACGUGGCGGCCCGCGCCGCGCGCCUCUUCUCGCACGCCAGCCUCGACAACGCCGUGCGACUCAGCGUGGCCGGUGUCGUGGUGCUGCAGCAGCAGCAGCAGCGCCGUCACGGCUCCAGGGGAGGACCUCCGGUCGCCUCGAGCAGCGGAGGACUCACCCUGCGCAACUUCUGCGAGUGGCAGAAAUCGCUGCGGAGGGCGGGAGGCGCUGGGGCGGAGCAUUUCGACACAGCUGUACUCUUCACCAGAGUGAACAUCUGUGGCGCGUCUGACUGCAGCACGCUGGGGGUGGCCGACGUCGGCACCGUGUGCGACCCGGCCAGGAGCUGCGCGGUCAUCGAGGACGACGGCGUGCAGACGGCCUUCACCCUGGCACACGAACUCGGCCACCUGCUCGGCCUCCCGCACGACGACAGCAAGCAGUGUGGCGGCAACGGCGGCGCCCCGCCGGGCUCCGCGGCGACGGCGCACAUCAUGGGCGAGACGCUCAUGCGGGUCGAGCCCUCGCGGCCCUGGUCGACGUGCAGCGCACGCCACCUCACCGACUUCCUGGACAACGGGCACGGCGACUGCCUCAAGGACAACCUGAAGCACAGCAAGUCGCUGUCAGCGCUGCCGCAGGGCGCCCUGCUCUCGCACGACGCUCAGUGCCGGGCCGUGUUCGGCUCGGACUUCCGCCACUGCGCGCUGCCCGGCGAGGUCCCGUGCCUGGCCCUGUGGUGCCGCAAUGUAUCGGCGGCCCUCGCCUCCGCCGGCGCGGGUGCCAGCGAGUUCCUGGGCUGCCAGACGCGGCACUCUAACUGGGCCGAGGGCACGGCCUGCGGGCUGGACAGCGAGUGCUCCGAUGGGCAGUGCGUCACCUCGCUCAGCCUAGUGCAGGUGCCGGUGGACGGCCAGUGGGGCGAGUGGGGCGCAUGGAGCGAGUGUUCGCGCUCCUGCGGGGGCGGGGUGCAGCUCUCCUCCAGGGGGUGCGACGCGCCCGAGCCCCGGCACGGCGGCGCCUACUGCGUGGGGCAGCGCGUGCAGUACCGCUCCUGCAACACCCUCGCGUGCGGGGACGCGCACUCCGCAGACGGGAAGAGCUUUCGCGACGAGCAGUGCGAGGCCUUCAACGCGCCGGCGCAGAACGGCAGCGGCGCCGGCGGCGGAGGAGGCCUCUUCCCCGGCGGCUUCCAUCCCACCGGGGGCAGCAGCGGGGGCAGCACUCACUGGCGCUCCAAGUACGCCGGCGUGGCGAAGCGCGACCGCUGCAAGCUCGUGUGCCAGCUCGGAGGCAGCGACGUGUUCGCGAUGCUGCGGCACAAGGUGGUGGACGGCACCCCGUGCUGGCCGGACAACUCUGGGGUGUGCGUCCAGGGCAAGUGCGUGCGCGCCGGCUGCGACCACGUCAUCGGCUCCAGGAGCAAGGCGGACAAGUGCGGCGUGUGCGGUGGGAACGGCUCCACGUGCCGCAAGGUGUCGGGCUCCUUCAACCACGCAAGAAUCUACGGCUACAACACUGUGGUCACCAUUCCGGCCGGCGCCACCAGCGUGGAGGUGAAGCAGCGUGGGCGGCGUGGCGGCGCGCCCAGCAGCACCUACCUGGCGGUGCGGGGGGCCGCGGGGGGCCCCUACCUGAUGAACGAGCGGGACAUCCCGCUGCCCGGCGGGGCGCUGCUCCUCUACAGCGGCUCGUCGGGCUCGCUGGAGAGGCUGCAGAGCUACGGGACGCUGCGCGAGCCCGUCACCGUCCAGGCGCUGUCGCUCGACCCCAGCGUGCCGAUCGGCAUCAAGUACUCGUUCUUCGUGCCCAAGGGGGCGGCCGCGGCGGCCGCGGCUGCGGCGGCCUCCUCCUCCGGCGGGCGCAAGGUCAAGGAGGCCAAGGGCCCCGCGGGGCAGAAGGCCCCGAAGCGCGUCGGGAAGAACACAUGAGUGCCGCGGGGUUCUCGCGGUCGCGUCCG